Molecule: messenger RNA, 1262 nt
Organism: Heterotrigona itama
Lineage: Eukaryota; Metazoa; Arthropoda; Insecta; Hymenoptera; Apidae
Source: the annotation of a GenBank genome assembly
GUUUCUUAAAUACUGGUGACAGCCUGGCACCAGGUAACAUGGGCCUCAAGGACCAAGUCUUGGCCUUCCGCUGGGUUCAAAGAAAUAUUGCUGCCUUUGGUGGCAAUCCAAACUCCGUCACUCUGUGUGGUUAUAGCGCAGGAAGUUACAGCAUAAUGUUGCACAUGGUGUCACCAAUGUCUCGAAAUCUCUUUCACAGAGCAAUCGCAAUGAGUUCUUCAGCUAUUAAACCGGAAGUUUAUAGCGGUAUAUCGCAACAUGGGCAGCGAGAACUUGUUCAAAAGCAGGCGCGAUUAUUGGACUGUCCCAUUGAUUCAACUAGUUCUCUGUUGCGCUGUUUCCGUUCGAAGCCUGCAGAAAACUUCACAAAUACAUUUAACUCUUUAUUCGAUUGGCGUGGAAAUCCUACAUUGCUUUGGUCACCAGCUGUAGAACCGGAAGUUCCCGGCGUCGAAAGAUUCUUAACCGAUCAGCCGUACAACUUGAUUAAGCAGAGAAAAUUCUACCAGGUUCCAUUGAUAAUAGGAGUUACUAAAGAUGAGCUUGGCGGCAUGGUUGCAUGCAAAAAUAUAAAAAUUAACAGUCCAAUUAUUUUAUUGAAUUAUAUAGCUUACGAAAGAGCAGCACAAAAUGGUAACGACACUAUAUAUCGUGAAUUGAAUAAAAAUUGGAACACUCUCGCUCCAAUCAUAUGUAGAUACGAACGUGAUACGCCACGGUCAAAUUACGUUAGUAGAGAAUUGCGGAAAUUCUAUUUCGAUGAUCAGCCAAUUAAUUCGACUACCAACAGAAAACUAACGGAACUGUUCGCUGAUUGUUUAACUAUAUUCCCCGUGUACCGAGCAGCCAGAUUAUUCGCCACGUAUUCUACACAUCCGGUGUACUUUUAUAAAUUCACAUUCCAAGGACGGAGGAGCUUCAGCAUGUUGAACGAUAAGACAUACGGUGUAACGCAUCACGACGAUUUGCAGUAUCUUUUCUUCAUGAAGAAUUUCUUCCCGUAUUUCGAGAACGAUGCGCCGGAAAUUCCUAUGGUGGAAAUUUCUACGAGUAUAUGGUCGAACUUCGUAAUAAAUGGCGAACCGAUUCCCAAGAACGAUGACAAACUCAGGAAUGUGAGAUGGAGCAAUCUGAUACCUGAGCAAACUAACUUCUUGGAGCUCAAUCUUCAUCCGUCUAUGAAGACUGAGUUUUUCCCUGAAAGAAUGCGCCUGUGGGAGACACUGUUCCCAGUACCUUCAGUUCCAAAUACAAUGAAACAU